Molecule: messenger RNA, 276 nt
Organism: Acytostelium subglobosum LB1
Lineage: Eukaryota; Evosea; Eumycetozoa; Acytosteliales; Acytosteliaceae
Exons: 2
Coding region: 1-276 (91 amino acids)
Source: RefSeq, a predicted model, not a curated record
AUGAAUAGAAUUGGAAAGUUAUUGAGAAGUGCGGUCCUGCCUUCAUCUUCAGUUGUCAAUCACACUGUCAGCUGUACCAAGACCAUCGCCGCCACCCCCUCCCGAGCAUUCAUGUCAUGGAAUGGUAUGGAGUUCCUCCAAAGUCAUGCCAAUUUGAGCGCUGCAGCAAUGGUUCACCAACAAUGCUUUGACACUCCAAGGAAUGUCGAGCAAAUGUUGAUUGACGAGGUCGGUGACGGACAGGGCGAUCCAGCCCUCAACCCAUCACCAUCAUAA